Molecule: messenger RNA, 960 nt
Organism: Ambispora leptoticha
Lineage: Eukaryota; Fungi; Glomeromycota; Glomeromycetes; Archaeosporales; Ambisporaceae
Source: the annotation of a GenBank genome assembly
AUGAAUGAAAAAAAGGCUGCUGAGACUGAGAAAAUUAAAUUGGAAAAUAAAAUUACUAAGGAAGUUACCUAUGAAAAAUUAAAAGCAAAAGCAAAGCAUGAAAAUAUUAAGGAUAAGAUUCAAAUUUUUCAAGAGUUAGUCGCACUAGAAGAGAAAUUAAAAAGCAGUGAUAAAUUGACAGGCGAAGAGCAAAAAAAAUUGGAAGCGCUAGAAAUGCUUAAAAAAGAAUUUAAAACUUCUUUUGUUGAACCAGAAAAGAAGCCGUUAGCUGAGUCCACUAAAAAACUUUUGAUAAAAAAAAGAGUGGUAAUUCUGGUUUUGGAUCUAAAACUCAACGAAGAAAAACUGAGUUCUUUAUUGGAAAAUAUAAAAGGUGAAAUAGAAAAUCAAAAGGAGAAGAACAAAGAUUUGGGUGACAAAAUUGCUCUUUCUCUAGACAAAAACGAAUCGUUAAUAAAAUUACGCUUGGAAAAUUUAAGUUCUGAGUUGAAAAACAGCGUAGCACAACCUUUGGCAAAAAUUAAUAAUGUUCUUUUACAUCCCCGCGAAAGAGGAAAAUUAGGAAAUUUGCAGUUAGAUCAGUUGUUAUCCUUAUACUUACCAAAAAAUGGUAAAGUUUAUCAGUUAGAAUUCACCCUCAAAAAAAAAAGAACUAACGGGGAAGGUUUGCGGGUUGAUGCGAUUGUUUUUGGGAUAGAUGGUAAAAAUAAUUUAGCGAUCGACAGCAAAUUUCCGUUAGAGAAUUAUUUAAUGUUAUUUAAAGAAGAACUUUCUGAUGUUGAAAGAAAAGAGAUCGAGAAGAAUUUUAAAAAUAACCUCAAAGAACAUAUUAAAAAAGUGGCUGAGUAUGUUUCAGAAUUAGAUGGUACUGAUCACGCCAUUAUGUUCGUUCCUUCCGAGCAGUGGUUAUUAAUCAUAUUCUCUGAACAAACAAAACUUGGGAGCAAUACAGAAAUGUAG